Acaulospora morrowiae is the source of this 184-nucleotide messenger RNA. NCBI's taxonomy places the organism in Eukaryota, Fungi, Glomeromycota, Glomeromycetes, Diversisporales, Acaulosporaceae. The record is from the annotation of a GenBank genome assembly.
GAAAAGAUAUACAUUCAUGGGAAUAAUGGGGUUCAUUAGCACAAUACUCACAACUUAUAUUUCGGCUUCUCCGGAGAAUCAAAAUCCACAACAAAAAGAUGGUGCCCUUAAGAUACUUGGUUGUUUAUCUGACAUAGUUCUCCGUAAAAAGUAUGGUAUUGCACAACUAAUGGAGCAAGAGUAA